Molecule: messenger RNA, 5017 nt
Organism: Acinonyx jubatus (cheetah)
Lineage: Eukaryota; Metazoa; Chordata; Mammalia; Carnivora; Felidae
Product: protein adenylyltransferase SelO
Exons: 19
Coding region: 333-2054 (573 amino acids)
Source: RefSeq, a predicted model, not a curated record
AAACUUGGCACAGGAAGUGCUUCUACCUCGCCCCAGGCUGCGGCAGCUGGUUCCAGAGCGGGGCUAGCGCCACCGGCGCUUCCCCGGAAGGGCCACGCGGAACCUUAGGCGCCACCGCUGCCCUAAACUUGCGGGGGUGGCCCCUUGCCAGUCCCCGUAACUAAGCGGGAUAUUUCACUUGGACGAGCAGUUUCUCCCGAACUCCUGCCCACCCUCCGGGGAGCUAGGAGCUCCCAUCAGACAUAGCCAAAAAAAAAAGGAUCUUUGGGGAACCGGCUGUUAACAAUUGCCACCGUGCGCCAGACUCUUGUUCCGCGCAUUUAGACAGAGCUAUGACUCAAAGAAUCAGAUUCCGGUUUUGCUGUCUGAUCCGGGGUCUCGCGUUUCCACGGCUGCUUCUCUUUGGCGUGUCCUGCCCCAGCGUUGUCUGCUGCCUAUUGCUACCUGACCUCGAGGGAAGUGCCCACCUCUUGCUUCUUUCCAGAAACAAGUCGAAACACGAGCUGGGCUAUUGUGAGACAGAAGCUAAGUUAGCCUUGUCUCUCGACUUUUGGACUCUGUCCUCUGAGAACCUUUUAGCUGUGUUGCCAGUUGAUCCUGUUAAAGAAAAUUAUGUUCGUAAAGUGAAAAACUGUAUUUUUUCAAUUGCCGUCCCUACUCCUUUGAAAUCAAGAGUACGUCUUGUAGCAGUUUCAAAGGAAGUUCUAGAAGAUAUUUUGGACCUUGAUUUAUCUGUCUCAGAAACAGAUGAUUUUAUCCAGCUUGUGAGUGGUGAAAAGAUAGUAUCUGGAUCCAUUCCAUUGGCUCACAGAUAUGGUGGCCACCAGUUUGGGAUCUGGGCAGGUCAGCUUGGGGAUGGAAGAGCCCAUCUUCUUGGAACUUACAUGAACAGGCAGGGUGAAAAGUGGGAGCUCCAAUUAAAAGGCUCAGGAAAGACCCCAUAUUCCCGAAAUGGUGAUGGCAGAGCUGUACUUCGUUCCUCAGUGAGAGAAUUUUUAUGCAGUGAGGCUAUGCACUCUCUCAGAAUUCCAACCAGCAGAGUUGCAAGUCUGGUUGUAAGUGACAAUGAAGUAUGGAGAGAUCAGUUCUACAAUGGAAACAUUGUGAAAGAACGAGGUGCUAUAGUGCUGCGUGUUGCAAAAUCAUGGUUUAGAAUUGGAUCAUUAGAAAUUUUGGCUCAUUAUGGUGAACUGGAUUUACUAAGGACAUUAUUAGACUUCAUCAUACGGGAGCAUUUUCCCUCAGUAGAGGUCGCAGAACCUAACAGAUACGUGGAUUUCUUCUCUGUUGUGGUAUCAGAGACAGCACAACUCAUUGCCUUGUGGAUGUCUGUUGGUUUUGCUCAUGGUGUUUGUAAUACUGAUAACUUCAGUUUGUUAUCCAUUACAAUUGACUAUGGUCCAUUUGGUUUUAUGGAAGCCUAUAAUCCAGAUUUUGUCCCAAACACAUCUGAUGAUGAAGGAAGAUAUAAAAUAGGAAAUCAGGCCAAUAUUGGGAUAUUUAAUUUAAACAAGUUGUUGCAAGCUUUAAACCCAAUACUGGAUCCUAGGCAAAGGCAGCUAGCUGCUCAGAUUCUUGAGGGGUAUCCAGUUCUUUAUUAUACAAGAUUUAGAGAAUUGUUCAAAGCCAAAUUGGGAUUACUUGGGGAAACAAAGGGUGAUGAUGAUUUAAUUGCAUUUCUCUUACAUCUCAUGGAAAAGACAGCAGCUGAUUUUACAAUGACAUUUCGGCAGCUCAGCGAGAUAACUCAAAGCCAGUUACAGGAGCUCAACAUUCCCCAGCAAUUCUGGGCGCUGAAUAUGAUUUCAAAGCACAAGCUCUUUUCAGCGUGGGUAUCCCAGUACCUGCUGAGACUGAAGAGUAACAUGAAUGAUUCAGAUUCUGAAAGAAGAAAAAGAAUGACAACUGUUAAUCCUAGGUAUGUGCUGAGGAACUGGAUGGCAGAAUCCGCAGUGCGAAAAGCAGAAAGGAAUGAUUUUUCAGAGACACGUGAAACUAGACCACUGCCAGUACCAGCUUUUCCUUCUUGUUGCCUGGUCUCUCUUUAUCAGUAAAUCAUUGUUUCAUUUUUUAAAAUAAAAAAAUUUAAAUUAAAAAAAAUCCAUUCUUUAAUGGAUUUAAAAUUUUAAAGAUUCAUUUAUAUCAUAAAUCUAUAUUACUUAAACUACUGAGGGUUUGAUGCUGCUGCUUCUUGUUUAUGUUUUGGAGUUUUGGAUUUCAAUCUGUGGAAUCCAGUGAAGCCUGAUUUAAGGGUGCAUCUCCCCAGAGGGAAUUACUUUUGCUUCUACCGGGUGUCCAACGCACUAGCAAUGUGGGUCCACUUAAAUUCAUACUGACAACAGUGAAGAUAAAUGAACUGGGUCUAUGUGCAUCUGCAUGGAUGAAUCCCACAUGUAAUGUUAAGCAAAACAAGCAAGGGGCAAAGGAAUAUACCACAUGCUUAUUACCACUUAAAUACAGUGCAAAACAUGCAGAAUUGUAUGUCAUUUAGGGAUGCAUGUGUGUAUAACAAAAGUAACAAAAUGAAUAAAGAUGAUAAAUACCAUUUUUGGACUGUGGUUACUUGGAGGCAAGGAAGAAAUUUGCAUUAGGGAAGGAGACUCCUAUUGGGCUCCAGUCAUAUUGGAAGUAUUUGAUUUCUAAAGCUGAGUGGAGGAUAUACAAGUGUUCAUUGUAUUGUUCUGCAUACUUUCUUGUAUGCUUCAAAUACUUCACAAUCAGUUAUUUACAAUGCAAUGUACAUAAUUAUUUUUUUUUUUAGAAGAGGAACAGCCUUGGGGUGUCUGGGUGGUUCAGUCAGUUGAGCAUCCGACUUCAGCUCAGGUUGUGAUCUUGCAGCUCAUGUGUUCGAACCCUGCAUUGGGCUCUGUGCUGACAGCUCAGAGCCUGGAGCCUGCUUCGGAUUCUAUGUCUCCUUCUCUCUCUACCCCUCCCCUGCUUGCUCUCUCUCUCUAAAAAAUAAAAUAAACAUUUUAAAAAGUUAAAAAAAAGGGGGGGGAUGGCCUUGGUGUUCAUGCUGUCACUCUGUGCUGCACUGGAGUAGGUGUUAUGGAUGCUCCUGCCUUCUUUCCCUCAGAAUCAUUCUCUCCACAGAGUGUGCAUGGUCACUACCAACUGAUCAGGGCUGGCCUGAGAAACUAUUUUUGCUAUUUCUAAUUUGGAACUUGCAUUAACUUUAUAUUUCAGUAGUUCAAUUAGCUUGACAGAUCUAGGUUUUCAUUUUAGAAAAUAUUUUAAAAUAUCUUUUUUUCAAUGUUUGUUUUUGAGAGAGAGAGAGCGCGAGCGGGGAAGGGGCAGAGAGAAAGGGAGACGCAGAAUCUGAAGCAGGCUCCAGGCUCUGAGCCAUCCGCACAGAGCCCCACUCAGCUCAGAAAGAUGGACAACAGGGGGCGCCUGGGUGGCUCAGUUGGUUGAGGGGCCAACUCUUGAUUUCAGCUCAGGUUAUGAUCUCACGAUUCAUGAGAUGGAGCCCCAUGUGGGGCUCUGCGUUGACAGCAUGGAGCUUGCUUGGGAUUCUCUCUCUCCCUCUCUUUCUCCCCCCUCCCCCACUCAUGUGCACACUCUCUCUCUACCUGUCUCAAUAUAAAUAAAUAAACAUUAAAGAAAAAAACUAAAAAAGAACUAACUAAAUAAAAAGAUGACAGAAAUGGCUUACCAGCAGGGCAGCAUCGCCUCCUCAUUUGCAGGAGUUCAGUCCAUGCCAGUAGCCCGGCACGGCAGUGAAGCUCAGGUGUGCACAGACGAGGUCCACACUGGGAAGACGCACGGAUAGCCCUGGCUUAAAAGCUUCAUGCUCCAUAGAAACCAGUAUCUCUUGUAACAACUGCAUAGGCAUAGUCUCCAGUGUCCCCAUGAGCAGCCUGCCUUAUACCGAGUCACCACACUAGAGAAAGCCCAAAACACGCUGUCAGGUAUUUACAGUUUUCCCAUCCAGAUGCUACUUGUCAGUCAUAAGCAAUGUUAUAUGGUGACAUAGUUGUCAUACCACCUCAUCAAGUUACCAGGGGAACAGAGCCAGACAGUUAAUUCAGGGUUAAAUUCUCAUGCAGGAAAGGAAAAAGAUUUUGUUAAACCUUUAUAUGGGUAACCGUUUACACACACAACUUGUGUUUACCUGUUUGCAUCAAACACACUUCUUGAGAAUCUACUCUAUGCAAGGUGCGGUGAAGAAGUAUAAAAAUGUAUUCAGGGAGAUUUUUAGCCAGCAAGUGAGAGUAGAAUAGGCAUAAAUAAGACUAACUUUGGUAAAAGUGUAUGUAUAGAAAGAACCCUGGGGGAAGUUGAGAGGGGCUCUAAAAGCACCAUAUUGAUGAUGAUGCUGUCUUCCUAUUAAAUAUUAGUAAUACAGUAAUACCCUCUAUUUGAUCUCUUGGUACUUUCUUAGUAUAGACAAUCAUGCACCUUUUUCUAUCAAUAGAUCUAAGCAUUCCUUUAUUAACACCCAAGGAAAUGAUAUGCACCAAAAAUACCAAAGGAAAUGCACCAAAAAUAUAUUUUAACUGAAGUAUGGUUGACAUAUAACAUUAUAUUACUUUCAGGUGUACGACAUGAUGAUUCAAUAUUUGUAUAUACUGUAAAAUGAUGACCACAGUAAGUCCAGUUAACAUCCAUCACCAUACAUAGUUACACAUUUUUUUUUCUUGUGAUGAAGUCUUUUCCAAUCUACUCUCUUAGCAACUGCUAUACUGUAUUAUUGUUAACUUUAGUCACCAUGCUAUACAUUACAUCUCCACGACUUAUUUAUUUCAUAACUGGAUGAGAAGAAACAUUUAAAUCCUAGAAUUAUUGUUGAAAGAGGUGUGUUUUUUGAUGCCUCAGUUUAUUACCAUGGGUCAAAGUGCAAAUGAGGAAGUGGCAUGAGUUGGAAUCCAUGCCCUUGCUUUGGAAAGACUGCAAACCACUGACACUAUUUUCUUUUUGUAAAUAUUUUAGAAAAUUAUAAUUCUCUUAAUUCUGUGAAAGAAUUGCUGAAUUAUCAGGAUAUAUGUAUGUAUGUGUAUAUGUGUGUGUGGAUAUA